AUGAACGGGCAGAAUAUGCCGUGCUUACUGGCAGCAGAUGGCAAGAUCCCUGCUUACUGCGAGGAGAAAGCGCCCGGGCGGCUGAAGCACCGGAGCCUCCGCCGCAAGCGCCAUGCCUUGCAGCGCAGGCAGUUAACGGAGUUUCGCCCAGAAUUGCCUGGCUUGCUGCUCCUUCUCAUCGACCAGAUCCACACGGUGCCGCGACGCAUCAUGAACGGGAUCGUGCCGCAUCUUCAGGCGAUUUAUGGAGACAAGUGGAUUUUUGAGGCGUUCCACCUUCAGGAACAAGCCCUCGAGACCACUCUUGGUUCAGACUACCGUAGGCCGCUUGAGCAAGAAGUGGUGGAUCCAACGCAGGAGCACUUGCGCCGGAGGCUGCGCUUGCUCUCGGGAACUCUUCACUUGAAGGUGAGGAGGAUCUGGGCUGACGUACGGAGUUCUGAAGACGAGAGGCUGGAGGAGAUUCGAGCCAAGGUGCACAGCACCUUGCAAACGUUUGAGGCCGUCUUUUUGGAUCUGGAACCCUGGAUAUCCCUGGCCAUCUCCCUGCUGGGACGGCGCCCGGUGUGGGACGGCCUUGCUUCCGCCUUGCAGAUUCUACAAACAGAUCGGGGAGCGCGUUCCGAGGAUGAGCUCGAGGAGGUGAUGCCCAGUGCCACAGUCACGGCCGACGUGGAACUGCAGGGCGCCAGGCCUUACGAGGCCACGUAG
Messenger RNA from Durusdinium trenchii, 711 nucleotides. NCBI's taxonomy places the organism in Eukaryota, Dinophyceae, Suessiales, Symbiodiniaceae. The record is from the annotation of a GenBank genome assembly.